CGGGCUUCUUCAAGAAAAAAUUUUCAAGCUUUCAAAUUUGUGCCUCGGCCAGAUCAAAUGAAGCUGAUACUGGGCAUAGCCUUCACAGGGCUUGUGAGCCUGGCCGCGGGUCGGCUUAGUCCAGUCCCAGCAAUGCAAAAAGAUACACUGUCUGAAAAUCUUGCUGCAGAGCUUGCUCAUGAGGAUUACCAUGAGUCAUUUGCUUCGACUGGAUCUGAUUGGACUAGCAACAUGCUCACUAGCAUAGUCUCAAAAGCUACAUCAGGAUUCAGGUCCACAUCACCGGAGGAGAAAGGAAUGCGCGAACUGCUGGAUGGGGUGCAUUCAUUUUCUAAAGCUGUUGAAGAGCUUCGUGGUUGGGUAAUGAAAUCGAAUGCAUCCAACUCACCCAAUGCCAAGAAGUUCUUGACUCAAAGCAUUCAGUUAUUAAUGGGAUGCUACCGCGACAUCUUCAAGCAGAUUCAAAACCAAGUGAAUGGCAGCUGCUCCUCAGACACUUCGCGUACGGCCACGAAAGCCACGAAGGAUAGCCAGUUCCGAAAAGUCAUUAGAAGAGACCUCGAAAGAAGAGUAGGCACCUUGAGUGCCAUAUUUGUCAGCGACACAAUUAGGAUUGAAAAUUUCAACCCAGAGAUAGUCCUGAACUGGGAGAAUAUUCUCCUUCGAGCUGUUGACUUCUUCUACAAGCACCAAUUCAUCACCUUGAAUAGUUUGAGGAAUUUCUUCGAAAAUCAAAAGGCUUUGGAAAAAUUAGCCAUUCGAACGAUGAAUCAUUCUCCAAAAAUUGAGAAGAAGAGAACCUAUCCCAAUUAUUCUGUCAGUCCUAACCUCGAAAGCAUGACUGAAUAUUGGGAGUUGCUAUAUUCUGUGACCAUAAUUCAAGCCCUGGGUCAACCAAGCCAAACUUUGGUGGCCUAUUUUGCUGUGGUUGAUCUCCUAAAGGGAGUUAUAGAAGACUCAGUGGAAGAUCCUCUCAGUAAAAAGUGGAUUGAAACUGUCACUAUCCUCAAGAUCCUGCUCGCAGAGAUUAGAAGAGGAGGUUGGGAAGCUCAUCAAGUUCUUCCAAAUGCCACCUCAGGUGACUGA
This is a messenger RNA of Puccinia graminis f. sp. tritici CRL 75-36-700-3, 1086 nucleotides long. RefSeq lists its product as uncharacterized. Lineage: Eukaryota; Fungi; Basidiomycota; Pucciniomycetes; Pucciniales; Pucciniaceae. The transcript is spliced from 5 exons. The coding region runs from base 58 to 1086 and encodes 342 amino acids. The record is from RefSeq and is a predicted model, not a curated record.